Nicotiana tabacum (common tobacco) is the source of this 4059-nucleotide messenger RNA. The record is from RefSeq and is a predicted model, not a curated record. NCBI's taxonomy places the organism in Eukaryota, Viridiplantae, Streptophyta, Magnoliopsida, Solanales, Solanaceae.
GCCUGAAAAUAUGGAAGAAGAACCCCCAGUUACUCAAGUAAUUGCUAUUGAACCAUUAGCUUUUGUUGUUCCUGAUGCUGAGGAGGAGGCUGUCCUCAAUGACAUAUGGAAGGGUAAAAUUACUGGUAGUGGUGUUUCUUACAAUCCUUUUAGAAAGGGUCAAUCAAUGGAUGAUGUCACAGAAACUGGGGAUACAGAGCCCAACAAUCCAAAGCAGGGUGCUCCCUCUGCUGAUGUCACUGAAGAGGCAGCUGAUAGGUUACUGAAAACUUCAAAAGGUGUUGAAGAAGCCAAUGCCUAUAGCUUUUCUUAUGAGAAUGGUGUCAAGGUCAAGUUGGAUGGUGGAGAUAAUCAUGAAGGACAGAAAGAGAAAGUUUCUGAAUCUAUUCCUGCAGAUGAAAGAUUGUUGACCAGGAAGAGAACUGUCAAAGACUGCUUGAAAGUCAUUAGUGGGUCUAAAUCUGAUACUUCUGAGGUCAGCUUACCAGAAUCUGGAGUAACCAGGGCCACUGUCUUUGAGAACAUCCAACAACAUGUUGCCUUUGAUGUCAGUUCAAAGGUUCCUGGUGAUUCAAAUUCCCGAUUUGCAAAGUCCUCUUCAGAAAUCUAUUGGAACAACCUUCUGGGAAGGGUUACCCCACCUGAGGAGUUGAGUUUGUAUUAUCGUGAUCCACAGGGCGAAGUCCAGGGGCCAUUUCUUGGAGCUGACAUCAUCUCAUGGUUUGACCAGGGAUUUUUUGGAACUGACUUGCCAGUUCGGUUGGAAGAUGCCCCUGAAGAUUCACCUUUCUUUGAACUGGGUGACAUAAUGCCGCAUUUGAAAUUUGAACAUGAGUAUGUUGGUAACAUCAAUCUUCCUCAGGUAGAACCAUCUGCUGUACUAGAGGGGAAGCUGGACUCUGGUUUACAUUGCUCAGCUUCUGUUUCUGAGAUGGUUGGUUCUGCUGCCCUGGAUGGCUUGAGCUGGCCGACAUCUGAUUUUGAUGGCCACAAUGGCCUUGGUGGACAUCUUAAUCAGUCAGUACCUGAUCAUCCAGCUCGUCAAUUUAAACCGCCUUAUUUACAAAAUGAAGAGUUUCAUGAUUUCGUUGCUCAAGACGAAGAAAUUGUGUUUCCAGGAAGACCUGGAAGCAGUGGCAAUCCUAUUGGAAAAACUUCAACGGGACCUACUGAUCCUUCAAAUAUGCACCGUGCAAUUCCAAACGCAAUGACCGGGGGCCGAGUUCCAAAUCAGGAAGAGGAAGAGCCACUGCACCCACUUGGUUUAUUAUGGUCAGAGCUUGAAGGCACUUCAGGAAAGAGUGGUCCUAUCUCAGAUGUUCCAUUUAGUGGAGGUGGCCAGGAUCAGAUUCUAAACCCUGUUGCUGCAAGGGUUGCGCCGUUUGGUGCUAAGACGGAACCAGCCUCUACUGUAGAGACAUGGACUGAUGCUUAUAGAAGAAAUGCUCUAUUAGAACCCAACUUAUAUCAAGAUGCUACAGAUGCCAGCCACUUGUUGCACAGGGACCACGAACUGAACCGGUUUGAGUUGGCAGAUAAGCUGUUCUCCCAACAACUUCAACAACAGCAUCCUAAUAGUUUGAUGUCUUCUCAUAAUAGUCAUUUAAAUGAAGCAAUGCUGGAACAAGGGGCAAAUUAUAAUUCAAUACACCAACCGCAGAUGACGAGUCAGACUGGACAGGACUUGGAACACUUUAUGGCUCUUCAGCUGCAGCAGAAGCAGCAGCAGCAGAGACAGUUACAGCUUCAACAACAACAACUGCAACAACAGCAACAGUUCCAUCAACAGCAAAUGCUAAUGAAAGAACAACAGUCCCAUGCUAGACAGCUGCUUCUUGAACAAUUAUUGCAGAGUCAAAUAUGUGAUUCAAGUCUUGCACAAUCACGUCUUGGUUCUAUUAGGCAUAACAGUGCUCUGGAGCAGGUGUUGAUUAAACAGCAAAUUCUGAGUGAACUGCAACAGCGUUCACAUCUCCCUCCAAGACAUGCUGAACCAUCUAUUGAGCAUCUCAUUCAAGCAAAAUUUGGUCAAAUACCGCGUCAAGGGCAUCAAAAUGAUUUGAUGGAGCUCCUAUCUCGGGCAAAGCAUGGACAACUGCACCCUGUGGAGCAUCAAAUCCUUCAACAGGAACAAGUGCAUGAGAGGCUAAGGCAACGUUUGGAAAUGGAGGAAGAUAGACAGAUUGGUUCUGUCUGGCAUGUAGAUGAAACUGGUCAGUUUCUCCGAAAUCCAGCUGUUGCUCGUCGAGCCAACUCUGGAUUUGGCCCAUUAGAUAUUUACCAACAGCAACAGAUACCCCUUCCUGAAGAGCAUGUCAGUCAUCUGGAAAGGAAUUUGUCAGUGCAGGAUAGACUUCAGCGGGGUCUCUAUGACUCUGGAUUACUGCCUUUAGAACGUACAAUGUCAGUACCUGGUGGUGGUCCUGGUGUUAAUUUGGACGCUGUAAAUCCUCUAUUGCGUGCACAAGGUUUAGAAAUGCAAGAUCCAAAUUCAAGAAUGCAAUCAGCUGGUCAUAUGCCUGGGUUCUCGACUGGAACCCACGCGCAAUCUCCUCACCAUCCUUUGUUUUCCAAUCAAUUUCAUGCUCCGAAUGCAGAUACAAUUGAAAAUCAUUGGCCUGAAAGAAAUGGUCAGUUACCAGUUGAUUGGAUGGAAACUCGGAUGCAGCAACUGCAUCUUAAUGGUGAGAUGCAAAGAAGGGAUUUUGAUGUCAAAAGGGCUUCUGAAGAUCAAAGUAUGUGGAUGUCAGCUGGUGCUAGCGAUGACAGUUCAAAGCGAUUACUUAUGGAGCUGCUCCAGCAAAAAUCUGGCCAGCAGUCAACUGAGAAAGCAGAAAUGACCAGGGGGAUUUUGUUUGAGAGGGGCUUUCACUCUGGUCAGUUUUCUGGGACAAAUGCUUCAAACUGUUCGUUCAACCCUCUUUUGGACCAGGAUACGAGUCUAAACCAAGCCUUUAGUGUUGGAUCAUAUGGUUCUAAUUCAGGUUUGCCACCACAGAGAGAUCAUGUAGAUGAGAUUGCCAGUGGUCUUGAUGUUGGUGAGAAAUUGCCCUACAAAUCUCAUUCUGGAGCUUUAGCUGAAGUUGAACCUGUCUUUUCCAGCAUCAAUGAUGCCUCUCAGGUGUAUCUUGAAGCUCGAGAAAGUAUCGGUGGGCAAGCUGGUGUGAUGACUGUAGAGGGGGAAAUGCCAGUUAACUUGCUUAGCAGGCACAGUUCACUUGGGACUGGAGGUGGAAAUCUUGACUUCUACAAUGACAAGAGUGAUAGAGGGGAUUCGGUUGCGGAGGAAAUUCCGAAGGAACGGAUGAUGACUGUGACAUCAAAAAGGCUGGAUAAUAUCUUGCUGAAGCGUCCACCUGUCUUACGAGUUUCUUCGACACAGGAGAGUCUAUCUGAGCUAACUUCUGAUACCCUUGUGAAAAGCAAAAAUCCUUCAGAUGCCAUGGCUUCUGAAAGGGACAAGAGGGAAGCGGGAGGUAAUGCAGCAAAUCAAGUCCGUGACACCGUGACAUCUGGAAAGAAAGAUGUGCGCUUCCGACGUACUGCAUCUUGUGGUGAUGCUGAUGUUUCAGAGACAUCAUUCAGUGACAUGCUUAAGAGUAACGCAAAGAAGCCAACAGCUCAGGAGGCACAUGCAUCAGAGGCAUUGGAUGGAACACAAUGUGCCCGUAGUGGUAAGAAGAAAGGAAAGAAAGGAAGGCAGAUUGAUCCUGCUCUUCUUGGAUUCAAGGUUACAAGCAAUCGCAUCAUGAUGGGUGAGAUACAAAGGAUAGAAGAUUAGUGGUUGUACAGUUGUAACUUGUUAGUUUCCCAAUUUCUUCUGCUGUACAGAUUCGAGUCAUCUGUAAAAUUUUCCGGUCACAUUCUUUUGUUUUACUCCAUCCCAUUUUCUGUAGGGAUGGCUGUUGAGAUAUAGCUAGCGUUAGGUAGUAUAGCCAGUUAGUUGGGAUAAAGAUAGGAAAGAGCUUGUAUAGAUUGAUUGGAUCUUUAUAGAUACCAGCUAUCAAGUAGAGCACAGGCAACCUAACAGAGAGAAAUGUUUUCGUUUUUGUUUCUUCC